Ostrea edulis (European flat oyster) is the source of this 11722-nucleotide messenger RNA. RefSeq lists its product as uncharacterized. Bases 9276 to 10217 code for a protein of 313 amino acids. Lineage: Eukaryota; Metazoa; Mollusca; Bivalvia; Ostreida; Ostreidae. The record is from RefSeq and is a predicted model, not a curated record. The transcript has 3 exons.
UUCUCUAUAAACAUUUAUAUAACAGAGUUAUGAAACGGGUAAUAUUUUAUAUUAGUUGAACAACAUAUUGAUUUCCCUAUGAGCUAUACAAUAGAUUUCCAGAGUUAGACAACAUAUUUCCCCAUGUGCUAUGUAACAGGUAGAUUUCCCAUGUGUUAUAUAACGGGUAGCUUUCCUAUGAGUGAUAUAACAGAUACAUUUCCCAUGAGUGAUAUAACAGGCAGAUUUCCCAUGAGUGAUAUAACGGGUAGAUUUCCCAUGCGUUAUAUAACGGGUAGCUUUCCGAUGCGUUAUAUAACAGGUAGAUUUUCCAUGCGUGAUAUAACGGGUAGAUUUCCCAUGCGUUAUGUAACAGGUAGAUUUUCCAUGCGUUAUAUAACGGGUAUAUUUCCCAAGCGUUAUACAACGGGUAGAUCUCCCAUACGUUCUAUAACGGGUAGAUUUCCCACACGUUAUAUAACAGGUAGAUUUCUCAUGUGUUAUAUAACGGGUAGAUUUCUCUUGCGUUAUAUAACGGGUAGAUUUCCCAUGCGUUAUAAAACGGGUACCUUUUCAAUGCGUUAUAUAACAGGUAGAUUUUCCAUGCGUUAUAUAACGGAUAGAUUUUCGCUGUGAGUUAUACAACAUGUAUCCCCAUGACUUAUACAACAGGCAGAUUUCCCUAUGAGCACAUUAUCCUAUUAGUUACAAUUAGAAUGGUGAUUAUAUUUUCUCUAAAUAUACAAAACUUGAAGUAAAACCCUCGUUGAGCAACCUGAUUUGGAGACCAAAACCACUAGAUACCGAUAUUUUCUUUUUCAAAAGUAUUCUAUGAAUUAUUAAAAUUGAUUUUGUAAGUUAAUAGAUGAUAUAAUAAUUUUGUUACGUUUUACCGAUUUCGUGGCAACAUAUACAUUAUCAAAGGUGGGGAUAACGAACAGUAUUCAAUUCCGUAACUCCUAUAAGCAAUACAAAAAAUAGCGAGUUAAGGAAACAAGGACUCUUGGACACACCACAGACGGGAUCAGGUGUCUAGGAGGAGUAAGCAUCCCCUGUCGACCGGUCACACCCACCGUGAGCCCUAUCUCUUGCUCAGGUAAACGGAGUGAUCCGUAGUCAAAAUCACUGUGCCAAGAACAGCCCAACAAUCGGUAUGAAACAAGUGAGGCAGCAUUUGACCGAAUGAAAGCUUGUAUUGGCCAACUGCAUCGUUAUAACGACCAUAAAAUUUGCGAAAAGCUGACUUUAAACGAGACUGUUGAAACCCCUGCACCAUCAAUUUGUUUGUCAGUAGAUUUCCUCGAUUUUUAGUUUACCACUAAUAGCUAUCCAAGUAUGAAGCAGAUGUGGAAGACUCAUGGAGUUUUUCAUCUCGAGUUCACAGAGAUAUAUCAAAUCGACAUUCGAAUGAAAAUGGUUGUUUUGUCCUCAUCUAGAAAUUUUUGAAUUAAAGCUGACAUGAAUUAAUAAAUAUAUACUACUCAAAAUUUGAUAAGGAUCAUAGAUAUUUUUCUGUUUAGAAAUUUAAUAACUGCAUAACUGGCAAUAUUGUGUCCAAGCGAAAUAAAAAACGUCUUCAACAAACUCGCACGUGCAUUUCAUGCCAUGGGAAAUGCGUUGCUCAUCACAGUUUAUGCUUUUGCUACCAUUGCAUGAUUUUCACUCAGGCAUCGGUGUCUGAUUCUUUAUAAAAUUUUAAACUCACUUGAGUGUUUACACUACGUUUAUCAACACAAUGCUCCCUCAACGUGUAAGGCGUCGCCUGACGAUAGAACAACUGGGCAGAUGUAUUGGAAUGCCUGACGCUGGCUAUUCACAACAUGACGUUGCAAAUGCACUGAACGUCAGUCAGAGCGUUGUAAAUAUGGCCUGGAACCGACAGCAAAGUUUUGGUACAGCAGCACACCGACAUGGGGUGGUCGUCAGAGGUCGACAACCCAACGCCAAGACCAUUUGGUGGUUCUUCAGGCACGACGCCAUCCCUUCGGGACAGCAACCAGCGUACGUAACGAUCUCCUGAACGCCUCGGGGAUGAAUGUCUCCACUCAGACGAUACGGAAUCAGCUUCACAAUGCAGGUCUCAACUCGAGAAGGGCACCUGUUCGAGUCCCUCUGACUGUUCGACACCUGCGGGAGCGAUUGGACUGGGCUGAAGAUCAUGUCACUUGGACACAGAACGAUUGGGUUCAAGUUCUGUUCACAGAUGAGUCCGGGUAUUGUUUGGACUUUACAGACAGGAGGCACCGAGUGUGGCGACGACAACGUGAACGUUUCCAUGAUACCAACAUCAGUGAACAUGACUGUUAUGGUGGUGGUUCCAUCAUGGUCUGGAGUGGAAUCAGCAGGGAUGGAAGAACAGAUCUUCAUGUCACGGAGAGAGGAACAAUGCCGGGGGUGCGGUACCGGGAUGAGAUCCUCGAUGUUUACGUCAGACCCUACGCUGGUGCUGUUGGCCCUGAGUCCAUCCUGAUGGAUGCUGCAGGUUACCCUUUCACACCGUAGAGCACAACCCACGACUUUGGAAGAGCUCAGAAACGCCCUCGUGGAAGAGUGGAACAACCUUCCCAUUGGAAACAUCCGGGUGCUUAUUGACACCAUGUCUCGACGUUUUCAAGCCGUCAUUGAUGCAAGGGGAGGCCGGUAUUGGCACUUCAUCGACUAAGUGUAAUGAUGGACUAUCCCCAAAAACUCUGUAAUUCUUUCUCUGGGUUGCUGUUACCUUUUUGUAAUGAAAUGCGUUCUGGUGUUGUUAUCAGAUUUCAAGCAUUCCUUAUCGAUCAAAGUGUAUGCCGUUCAUGAAUUUUCAUUCAUAACCUGAGUAAACACAUUUCUGAGUCAAAUUUAUGUCUUUUGUUAUGUUAGUGGUAAAUUACACAAUUAUAACCUAGUGAUCCUUAUCAAAUUUUGAGUAGUAUAAUAUAAUUCUAUAAGUCCGCCAAAUUUCUUUGCUAAUCCGCCAUAUUAUUUGGAUAUUCUAUUGUUAUAUGUAUCGGGGUUCGCAUGGUAUAUAAGGGGAUGAGUAUCUACGCUUCACUUCAUAUCAGUGUCUUCGAUUUACCUGUGUGGGUAGCUUCGACAGGUAACACGUACAUCUCCGAUACUAAUUUAUAGGACAUCAAAACGAAAUGAAAUCAAGUUUUGGAACACCACGCAGUGCUAAAAUUUAUAAUAAGCAUAUCGCAUAGUAGUAAAUUAUUCUAGAGGUUUGGAUAAAUAAAUAUAGAAUGCCUUUUCUUUACGUGAAUGUUCGUACAUUUGCAGUAAAUAUGUCAAAACUAUACAAAAAAGUCGGAGAAAUAUUUCAUCUAUCAUCUAUUGAUAAAAUGGAAUAAGCAAAGGGUAUAAAAUUUAUAUCAUUCACACUUCAAGAAAAAAGCAAAUACAUAAAUACUACUUUACUUAUGCACGCGACAUGUAUGCUCGCCAUGAAAAUGCAUCGAAUGCGGACGAUUAUUUACCUGGGUCUACUCGUAACAUAUGUAAAGGAUCGCAGAUGUACGUGUACACUUGUCGAAAAUACUCAAAGUAGUAGUAAAACUCCCUUUAUUUGCAUAAUCCAUGAAACAAAACGAUAAACUUCAUUUGUAUUUGUACAGUAAAUGUCAUUGCCCAUUGUACGGACUGCGACACACUUAGCUCGUGCCGAUCAGCUAUCUUCGAUCAGGGGAAGUAUGAGAGUAUAAUAUUUACCCUGUAUUGUGCAUGAAUCUUUAUAUCACAUGGCUUACUGGUCAGAGUAUUGCAGAUUUAUAAAUCAGGAAAUUAUUUAGGUACAUAAAUUGUUUAUGCAUAUAUAAUUUGCAUAUAUAACACUGUACGAGUGCAUGGGAUGAGAGAGAGAGAGAGAGAGAGAGAGAGAGAGAGAGAGAGGUUUCAACCGGUGAUCUUGUAAUAAUCACGCUUUUAUCAAGACAAAUUAUAUCGUUAAUUCAAUAAAAUAGAACCGUAACUCAAUAUUGUUCUCAUUGAUAGAUAAUACAGAUUUAUUUUAUUCAUUUAAAGCACACAAUAAUUAAAGAUUAAACAUAUCUUUAGAUAAUGUUAUUUUCAAUUACUUCAUUUUAUGCUAAUUUGGCAUUCAAUAGAUUUUUUAUAUAUCUAUGCUAUUUUGCAUUAUUGCAUUCUGCGUUGAACUCGACGCAAAUUAAUUAUACUAAUGCAAAAUGCAAUAAUUGAGUUUAUCAUAUUAUGCGUCGCUAUCAAACACAUAGAAUCAAGGUGAGGGGACAAGAGUGACUAUCCCCCACCUUUAAUAACAAUAUCCAUUAUUUGUUAUUUUGUAAUGCAAAUAAAAGAUAUAUUGGGUGACAACCCCUCCCCCCACUUGACCCCAGCUUAAACGUUCUGAUAUAAUAGUAGAAGACACACACCACCACCAAUUAAGAAAAUGAAGAUAUUAUGAGGUACUCAUAGUAGAGGACUCUAACCACCCCAUCCCACCCCCAACGAUUGAAGAAAAUGAAGUGUAGGGGGAAAUUAUUGAGGCAGUCAAAGUAAAAGACUCGUUAACCCUUCACACCCACAUUAGGACUGAACAUCGGACCAAACAUCUUGGUUUUUUUUUUUAUUACUGUUUUCGUUCAUCUUUUUAAACUCUUAUUUCGAAAGGCAAGAAAUUUUGAAGAAUCCAUUUUUCCAAUUUAUUUCUUCCUGUUGUAUCCCUUCCAACAUGAAAAAUGACAAUACAUGUCUGGUUAUUACAUGUACAUUUUGCUUUGCAACAUAUGCAUGUAUACUGAUUGUAUGGUGUAGAAUUGCACCCUUUACCAAGUUUUCCUUCAUUUAUGCAGUGUAAGGAAUGGUAAACUAAAAUCACAAAACAAAAUGCAUAAAGACCAAGAAUUUUUUAAACGUAGGAACUUCAUUCACGAAUACAUAAAUACAUGUCUUCAGAAAAAUCGCAUGCAUGCAUUGCAGGACUAUAUCAUAUGUGUGUUUUAACGUUUCUAUAACAUGCCAUAAUGAUUACUUUCAGGCUUGAGUGUAAUUUAUUCAUAAAUAUUUUCAUUUCGUAGAUCUGGCGCAAUGGAUAUAUACUGAAAAUAUACAUACCUCUGUACGUCGAAAUUUCAAAUUCAAAUGUAUUCGAUAUAUAUAAGAUGUUAGUAUUCAUAAAUCAGUAAAAUUCGUGUCGAGGUUUUAUUUGAUAUGAUAGUGUCAAUAUACUGUAAUGCAUUAGUAAGAUAUGCAAAAGACAAGAUAAUAAACAUUUUCUUUUUUCAUUAUUAGUAUCAAUAUCUAUAUGAUCACGAAAAAACAUGAUAUAAUUUAUAUCCGGAUUCAUAUACCGAUUUAGAUAUCAAUAAAAACAAAGCUGCAUAGUUUGGGGAGGGGAUUCUAAUGGGUCUGAUGAAAUUAAAAGAAGGAACCCCAUAUUUACAUUCAAACUAGAUGUAUUUCAAAAUGAUUUCAUUUCUGCUCUUACUGAAAGCAUAUGCAUGAUUGUAAAGUCGGGAACGAAUCUUACAUACAAAAUAAUUAAUAGGGGAACACAUAAAUUCGAUUUCCUUUGGAAUUUAAUGAAAUGCAGGUAUGCCCAUUUCUUUUAACACGAAUGAAUAUGUUGUUUUAGGCACGUAUACAGGGGGUUGGGUGGGCAGGGAGGCUGGUCUGCUUUCCCCCACGUUUUUGACAAUUUACUUCUUUCCGUUAUUCUAACAUACAAAGUCAGUAUUUUCUACAUGCGCAGUUCAAAGCAAGGUGAAGACAACGAACAGUGAUUAAUCUCAUAACUCCUACAAGCAAUACAAAAUAGAUAGUUUGGCAAACAAAACUAUUAUUUUAAAUAUUGUAAUGAAUUCAAUUAUAAGCAUCAACUCCUGUAAGUUUCCAAUAUAUUGUAAUUCACAAAUUUUUAAAUAGCUGGAAAUUUUUAAUGCUUGUAAGCUUACAUUUAUAUCAGUAAUCGAUUUUCUUUCCUUCUGUGAAAUGAUAUAUUGUACGUACAAGUAAGACUCUCUCUCUCUCUCUCUCUCUCUCUCUCUCUCUCUCUCUCUCUCUCUCUCUCCUGUUAAAUCAAUGAAUAUGGACAUAUAUAGACCGUAAAUAAGUAUAUGGUCACCAAAGAGACAAUAAAAUUAUAUUUUCGUUUAUAUAUUUCCUUUUAUAUGUGUCUUUGUGUAAUCAAUUGUUUAUUAUUGAUUGCAAAUGCAAUACCCGCAUUUUCACACAGGUGUAUAUUUCUAUCAUUAUUCCCUUAUUUGUAUAUCCAAGUUUGUAUAUGAUCAUCAAUAAAUUUUGAAUUGUGCACUCAAUAUAUCCAACCAGAUGCUAGGUGUAUAUCAUUAGAUUUCCGAUUUCUAUAAACUGCAAAACCUCGACCAGACAAGCAUUCAAUACAGGAAAACAAAUUUCGACUCUGACAUCUCCCCUGAUUGAAAACACCCUGUUUGGCACGGGUGAAGUGUGUCGCAGUCUUUAUAAUGGAACGACAACGUGUUGUAAAGUUCUAACGAGAUCAAAAUGGAGUUUAUCAUUUUGUUUCGUGGAUUCAUCAUUAUAAAGAGAAUCUAAUAUUUUCGGUAAGUGCACAUCUCCGAUACCUGUUGAGUAGACGUCCAUAUUUGAUACGGUUUUUUUUUGGGUGAAUAUGCCAUGUGCAUUACAUAUUAUGCAUAUGGCAUGGAUCUGUAUUUUGCAAUUGAUAUGAAUAAUAGAUUUUAUGCUCUUUGCUUAUUCCAUUCUAUCAGUAUGUAAUUAGCAAAUGAUUUUCCGCAUUUAUUUCAUAAGAAAUUGCAAAUACUUGCAUGCAUUUGCAAGUAUGCAAGAAAAACUCCUAUUUGCAUUUUUGUCAAAAUUAUCUAAACUUUCAGAAUGUUGUAUUGGUAUACAAUAAAUAUUUUGUAAUUUUGAGCAAAGCAUAAUGUUUUGAAAUGUGAUUUUAUUUGUUUUUCAUUCCCUAUAUUUUACUAUCAGAGAGGUGCACUGGUCGAGUCCACCUAGAAAAAUCACUCAGGUGUGACAAUAACAUUUAGGGUAUAUACGGGUAGAGUAAAUUAGGCUACCUGAGAGAAAUAUGGCGGAUAAGAUGAGAAAGGUGUACGUAUUUAUUAAUUCAUGUCAGCUUUAACUCUGCUUCAUAAGAAUAUGAAAACAGGUCAGGUAACAAAGGAACAUAAUACGUGCCCAAGGGAAUUCCAACAGACUGUUGGAAUACCUUAUCACAAAAGACUACAAAGACAUUGUCAAUGAGGAACCCCAGCAUAUGUUUCAACUUCGGAGUACUUGUGCGUGGAAUUAGAGUAAUUUUGUCGAUGACUGAUCACUAGAUAUGAAUAUUUCCUUUUUCAAUUCUUAUUGAAGCAACUAUCUAUGAUGUCAUAAAGUCUAGUCUCUAGUUUAUCGUGAGGAAUGGUCGUGUAAAGUAUUGAACAAUCAUACGUUUUGAUGUUGAUUUAAGAGAGGUUUUGCGAUUUCAAAUUUACUAAAAGUUAUUUAGAACAUUUUAGAAUCCACAUUUUGAUUUAUACCACUUCUGGAAUAUAUAGUGUCACAGUACGUAUACGUUUGAAGUUUCUCCUUCACAAAUGUUAAUAUUUUCGUAAGGAGCAAAGAUAGAGGGUAGGUAGAAUACUUACUGGAUCCGGCAAUGUAUCGUUGUAAGGGUUUUUAUGAAGUUUAGGAAUCCAGAAUACGUACGGUAACUCAUAUUCAUCCGACCCAUUGGCUGGGAUAUUGAAUGUGUCUAAAACUGAAACACGGUUUUGAAGAAUUUCAUCUCUUGAAAGGCAGUUGUUGUAUAUGUAUAAGUUCAAUUACUAAAUGUGGAAUUACUGCAAAUUAAAUCUAAUAUUUUUGUGAAAUAACGUUUAGCAGAUAUUCACAUACAUGCAUUUCCAUAACUCUUGUGGCUUUCUGUGAGAUAUGCUUUCAGAUUCCUCCGACCUUCCAGGAAGUUCUCCUGUGAGAUCGAUUCAGGAUUCUCAUAAAAACAAUCGUCUGAACAAAUUUCCGCUGUCGCUGCUGGUGUCUUCGGCAACUGUAGUUUUCUUCAGCAUAGUCUGUGCUGCUAUCCUGAUACGAUUGAACAAAAGAGUAUACCAACGUGAAUACAAAAAACUGGUAAAUAACUUGCACAUGGCUGAAACAAGAAGAACUGAAGAUGAUCCUGAAUAUGCUUCCUACAACUAUACAGAUUCGAGUAUAUUCAGCAAUAGCCUACGCCAUAGCAAUGAAGAAAACACGUACGACCAUUCGGAACGAGGAAGCUACAACAUCUUAUCUCUAAGAACCAGAUCAUCAAUGGUAAAUGAAAAUGACGAGGGGUGUGAUGUCCCUUCAUGCAGUCAAAAUCUAAAGUCGAAGAGUUGAAUGUCGGGAUAGAACCAGAAUGUUUGAUCAACCUAUUUCACGAGGACGAAGGUCAAAAAGUAAUAUAUACCAAAUGGGAAAAGGAAACUAAUCCUAAAUCACCGACUACAAGUAUCAACAGACCAAAGUCAAGCAUAUGGUGAUAGCGACAUACUGCGUCAUGUCCUGAAAAAGAGGAAUUUCGUGUCUAGUUGUGCCGCGAACAAAGAGAAAGUGGUUAUUUAAAAACCCAAAAUCAUGAAUACAUGCAUGUCUGCAUGUCUGUAUGCUGCAUUACGUUUCAUAGGAGGAUGUUGCUUUUGAUUGGAAUACAUGAUUAGAAGUCCAUACAAUAAAAACAUGAUUGAGUUUGCCUCUCAAAAACAAAUCUCAGAAAUCUUGUACACGUAACUUUAGUACAGUUUUUGAUAAUUCCAAUAUUUGAAGAAUCUAGGUACAUACAUGUAUCUAUGAAGGAAAAUUAAAGUGAUAUUCCAUCUCAUCUCCACUUGUGUACAUGUAUCAUAUCAUUCUAAGACAAAAGAUUUGUUUGAUGUUAUCUUUGGCGUAACAUGAAAAACACUUUUUGUCUUAUCAGCCAUAAUAAAAGUCACGGUGGUGACAAAGUACAACAUACACCAUGGCUUGUUAUUCAUAUUCGAUUUGUAAAAAUUGGAGGAUAAUGGUGGAUAUAUGUGUUCUAUGUAACAAUACAAACAAUCGAGAUUAUUUGAGUUUAUAUCAAAUAGUCCGUAUUAAUUUUGAUACACCCUAUAGGUUGGGUCUACGUGACUUUAGCGGCUAGAUGGUACAAGUUAAUUUGCAUGCACUACGUCACACUCGGUACUCCCUGUGAUCGAACCGAUUCAUUACACUUUUUCCAACCGAAGCAGCAAUGUGGCUCUUGUAUUUGAGGCGGAAACCAAGCACGUGGCCGAGUUUUUUCUCCCCUUUUUUGGAUUUAUUCCCUACACAUAGGUUUUUGACAAUUUUUUCCUGCAUUAGGAAUGCCACCUAAAAAACGAGCAGCGACUCAGAGAUCCACGGCCAGGGGGGUCGGGAUGAAACGUAAUCGUCGGAAAACAGCUCAACUCUGGGAACGAAGUCCAAAUCACACGGCCACACCUUGGACGGAUCGACUAGCCCCUGCAGAUGGGCAGCCAAAGCCCCCUGAGGAGGUCCCUCGAUUCCCAAUCGAUAAUACACCGGAUAACCCGGGUGAGUCUUGCAAUUUUUUGUUGGACCAAACGGCAUAUUUACCCUUGGCUUUACCUUGUCAAAUUACAUCUACAUGCGAUGAUAUCGGCAGUCAUGUCCCACUUAAACUCAAGCAAAAAAUAUGGGAGGGGGGGGGAUUUAUUGAUCUGUCUGUCCUACUCAAAUCGGCUACGGAAUUGGAGCAAUUUGAGUCCCACGGGGAUUUACAACUUGUCAAUGGCAAGCUAUGCGUAGUCAAGCGCAAACUUAACUCCUUUUUGAGCAUAGAAAAGUCGACAUCAGCCUUCAUGAUUUACAUGAGCAUUGUACUUCAACAUAGUCAAACGGCCCAAGAAAUGCUUAAGUACAUGCGAGAUAUAAGGCUUGCAGCUAAUCGUUCACAAAAUUGGCAAAAGUAUGACGAGCAAUUCCGACUCCGUAAGGCCUCCAACCCUGCUAUGUCUUGGGGCAAAAUUCACAGCGAAUUCUGGUUGAUGUACAUAACAACCAAUCAAAUUUCUCUCAUCCCUAGAAGGUGUCAAGCGGUUUAUAGGUGUCUCAAUAUAUCAAGAAUUCCUAUAUCUUACCAAUUAUUUGUUAAAAUCUUUCGUGCUUUAACAGCAGUAUGUCGCUCGCCUUUUUUUUUCAUCAUGUUUUAUUUUUUCAGCAGUCUUUUCAUUGGCAUUUUUACGGUUUGCGCAGUCAGUAAUUUUUGUCAUCGUCGAUUCCACAAGUUUCUCAAAACCAGCUAGGUCAAGUGUUGGUAUUUUCACCUAGGUCCAAGACCAACCAAACCGGCAAACCCCUAGUUUGUCAAAUUAUCUGCCCAACACUACCAAUUAAGGCAUAUUUAUAGCCCCCCUCCCAUUACUUAUAUAUUGCUCUUUUCAUGCGGAUGGCACUCCUACGACACGUUUUCAGUACCUAGAAGAUAUAGGCAUGUUGACCAUAGUUGCAUGAUAAAAAUUCAUGGCUAACCAGGUUAGAGGUUUGUACAUUGGACACAACCAUGUCAUCAAGGCUACUGAGAUUGAGUUGUUCCGAACAGAUGGCACUCAUCUGUAUGUUGGUCCUGGGAAAUCAAUUAUUUCUCAACAAUAUCAAGGAAUUUUUUUCUUCUUCAAAUGUCAAGGUUUUUCUUACCUGCCGCACAAGUAAUUUAUCAUUUCGUGCUUGUUGCUGUUUGCCAAUUGUUUUUUCGUGGGGGACAUUGUUCCAAUGUCUGUGGCCGAACUGGGGAGUCGGUAAUGGUAUGUGAUGACUGUUUCUGUUCCAAAACCUGGUUGUUUCCCCCACCUGCUUCUAAAGCAGGGGGCAAUUUACAGUACUAAAAGUCGUAAAAGUUAAAACAAGUAAACUAAUAGUCGGGCCACCACCGGGGACAGUUGGGCCCACAUCCAUCUCACUUCAGUGAGGGGAUGCUACAGUCUGAUGCAUGUUUGGGACUUAUGUCCAACAUGAUAAUGUACAUACCAGGUAGCACUGCAGGAGACAGGGUGAGAAGGGCGGGUCUCGCUUACCUCCUUAGAACGCUGGCGUCCGUUCAGGUCUGGGCACUGAAUGUUUUACUCGGUCCCCCCAGUGUACCCCUUACAAGUUAAGUUAAACUGGCUCACUGGGCGACUCCCCAUUUUCACAUGCGGCCGAUAUUGUCCAUUUCAGUAUAUCCCGAAUGUGUCAUUGCUGUUAUAUGAAUAAAUUGGUAAACGUUGCUUAUGUCUGUUAUUCACUGCAAUGAGUCAUGGACUGUUAUUACAGCCAGUUUUUUUGUUUUAUCUAUCAGGCGGAUUCUUUAAUUAAUCGAGAUUAUUUGAGUUUAUAUCAAAUAGUCCGUAUUAAUUUUGAUACACCCUGUAGGUCGGGUCUACGUGACUUUCGCGGCUAGAUGGUACAAGUUAAUUUGUAUGCACUACGUCACACUCGGUACUCCCUGUGAUCGAACCCAUUCAUUACACUUUUUCCAACCGAAGCACCCACCCACCCUCACCCAAUUUUAAUUUGUAUAUACAUGUUCUUUCCUUUUGGUUCUGCUGUUUCCUUCUCUUUCAUAGGUUUCGCAACAGACGAAGACUCCCAACAGGUUACCUGGAUAAAGUAAAUGGUAAAGCCUGGACCACACCAAGUGUGACUGCAUUGCCAUUCGAGAUGAAGUGCCUUAAUAACAACUUUUUUAAAUGUUAAGGGGGAAUUUUUAAUUUUAAGGCAAAUUGUUGAUACAGUGUAUUUGAGUCUAAUUAAUUAGACUGUCGCAUCUUUA